Messenger RNA from Chiroxiphia lanceolata (lance-tailed manakin), 4827 nucleotides. RefSeq names its product IgGFc-binding protein-like. The transcript is spliced from 22 exons. NCBI's taxonomy places the organism in Eukaryota, Metazoa, Chordata, Aves, Passeriformes, Pipridae. The coding region runs from base 1 to 4827 and encodes 1608 amino acids. The record is from RefSeq and is a predicted model, not a curated record. Gene Ontology annotation, molecular function: protein binding. Gene Ontology annotation, cellular component: membrane; extracellular matrix.
AUGACUCCAACCACACCAGGCACCACCAUCACCACACCUUCAGAAGAGACACCCACGUCAACACCCAUGCCAGGCACAGAGACCUGUGUGGUGGAAGGAGACCCUCACUACCACACAUUCGACAAGCAGCUACACAACUUCAUGGGCACCUGCACCUACACCCUCUCCAAGCUGUGUGAGAGCAACAGCUCCCUGCCCUACUUCAAUGUGGAAGCAGCCAACGAGCACAGGAGAGGCAACACUCGUGUGUCCUACGUCCGAUACGUGGAUGUCGAUGUGGCUGACCAGCGGAUAAGGCUGGGGCAGGGUGGAGUGGUGACGGUGAAUGGAGUGGCAGAGAUCCUGCCUUGCAGCCCAUCCGCAGGUGUGCAGGUCUUGUCCAGUGGAUUCUACACUAUGGUCAUGACAGACUUUGGCUUGAGAGUGAAGUUUGAUGGGGUCCAUCGGGUGGAGGUGACACUUCCAAGUACCUUUGGGCAGAAGGUUUGUGGCAUGUGUGGGAACUACAACGGGAUGGCAGCAGAUGACUUCCUGAACCCGGAAGGGAUGCUGGAGCCAGACUCUACCAGCCUGGGCAACAGCUGGGAGGUGUCCAAAAACAGCAGCUGCUCAGCCGGACCGCUCCCCACCCCAGCCUGCAAUGACACGGACGAGCAGGUGGUCGCCAGCAACCGCUUCUGUGGGCUCCUCAUUGACACCAGUGGCCCCUUUCAGAUCUGCCACGCUGUGCUGAGCCCCAGCAGUUACUUUGAGACCUGCUCGUAUGACCUGUGUGAGCUGGGGCUGGACCAGGAGACCCUGUGCAAGAGCUUACAGUCCUAUGCGGAUGCCUGUCAGGCACUUGGGGUCCAGAUACCCGUGUGGAGGAACACAACCUUCUGCCCGAUCACCUGUCCGGCCAACAGUCACUAUGAGCCCUGUGCUGCUGCCUGCCCUGCCACCUGUUUUGACCCAAUGGCUCCAGUCACCUGCAGCCUGCCGUGCGUGGAGGGCUGUGUGUGUGACAGCGGGUACCUGCUCUACCACGACCAAUGUGUGCCCAGCCAGCAGUGUGGGUGUUGGCACAACGGGCAGCACUACCCCGUGGGCUCUGAGUUCUGGACGGACAACAGCUGCUCCUCCAAGUGCACGUGUCCCGCACGGGGAAGCAAAGUCCAGUGUUUCGAAGCCUCAUGCCCUGCGGGCCAGUACUGCGGGGUGCAGGGUGGGAAACCCGUGUGCCUCGAACACUCCUACGGCAUCUGUCACGUCCACGGGGACCCUCACUACAACACCUUUGACAAGGUGACGCACAACUUCAUGGGCAACUGCACCUACACCCUGGCCAAAGUGUGCUCCAACACCACCUCCCUGCCCUACUUCAAUGUGGAGGCCAAGAACGAGCAUCGUGGCAACAGCAGGGUGUCCUAUGUGCGCGAAGUGCUGGUUGAGGUGUACGGACAGCGCAUUGCCAUCCUCAAGCAGGAGAAGAGCCAAGUGCUGGUGAACGGCGUGCGCCAGACCCUGCCGGUGAGGGCAGCGGGAGGUGCGAUCACAGUGAGCAAGAGCGGCCGCUACGUCGUCCUGGAGACAGACUUCAGCCUCACAGUGUCCUAUGACACUGACCACUCGGUGGAGGUGAAGGUGCCCACCACCUACUUCAACCUGACCUGUGGCAUGUGCGGGAACUUCAACAACAGGAGAGACGACGAAUACAUGAUGCCCAACGGGCAGCAAGCCGCAGACUCCAAUGCGCUGGGGGAGAGCUGGCAGGUCCCAGACAGUGACCCCUCUUGCGGUGUCCCCGUCCCCUCCCCACUCUGCAGUGCAGAGGAGGAGGAGCUCUACAAGUCGGACCACUUCUGUGGCAUACUGACCAGCAGGCCCAGCUCUUUUGAGACGUGCCACAGUGUGAUCAACCCCCAGAGCUACUUUGACACCUGCCUCUACGACCUUUGUGCCCUGAAUGGUGGCCAGGAGUUUCUGUGUGCUGCUCUGGAGGCCUACGCUGACGCGUGCCAGGCAGCCGGCGUGACUCUUCUGCCCUGGAGGAAUGCUACCUUCUGCCCCCUGAAGUGUCCUUCCAACAGCUCCUAUGACCCUUGCAUGACCGGCUGUCCUGCCACCUGUGUUGACCGACAAGCCCCACAGAACUGCUCCAAGCCCUGCGUGGAGGGCUGUGCGUGUACCUCUGGCUUCCUCCUCAGCGGAGACACCUGUGUGCCCGAGGCCCAGUGUGGCUGCCUCUUUGAGGACAACUACUACAGCGAAGGCGAGUACUCCGUGAACGAGAAUUGCACUCGCCGGUGCCGGUGUGAAGCCAACGGCCAGAUGGUUUGCUCUGCCUUGUCCUGUGGCGAGGAGGAGGUCUGCAAGAUCCAGAACGGCCAGAGGGACUGUUACCCAGCCAGCACUGCGCUCUGCCACAUCUACGGUGACCCGCAUUACAGCACCUUUGAUGGGAAGCUUCACCACUUCCAGGGCUCCUGCAACUACACCGUUGUGACAGGCUGUGACAACUCCUCCAUCGGGUUCAGUGUCACCACCCGCAACGAACAUCGUGGCAGCCAGAGCUGGACAGCUCUGAACUCUGUGGCACUGUCCCUGGAAGGCCUCCACGUUGCACUGCGCGAGCGCAAGGCCGUCUACGUCAACGGUGCUCUGGUCUCCCUGCCUGCUUCUCCUGCCCCCGGUGUGACCAUUUCCCUGAGCGGCUCCUACGUGCAUGUUUCCACCAAGCUGGGCCUGCAGCUGCAGUUCAACGGGGACCACGAGCUCCUCGUGAAGGUGUCUGAGAAGCACAAGGGCAAGCUCUGUGGGCUGUGUGGGACGUACACUGGGAGCCAGCAGGACGACUUCAUGCGCCCCGAUGGAGUUGUCGUGCCUGACUUCAAUGACUUUGGAGCCAGCUGGAUGGUGCCGGAUGAUGAGUGGCUGUGUGACCCAGCCAUCGGCCCACCUGUGUCCUGCUCCCCUGCCGAGGAGGAGGCAGCUAACGAGCAGUGUUCAAUCCUCACGCAUCUGGGUGGCCCGUUCCAGCCAUGCCAUGCAGUUCUGUCACCCCAGACCUACUUUGAGAGCUGUGUCUAUGACCAGUGUGCCACGGGCAACAGCACGGAGCAGCUCUGCAAUGACCUGGGGGCCUAUGCCACAGGCUGUGUGGAGGCAGGUGUUGCCCUGGGAGACUGGAGUGCUGGCACUGUCUGUGCUCCUACACCCUCGCCCCCCUUGCCAGACACUACAACACUGCCUCCACAUACAACAACCUCACCGGCACCUGGGACAAGCACAGCUCCCCCGACAGACUGCAAUUUCACCUGCACAUUCGACAAGGACUUCUGUGGCUGGGUCCAGGCAGACUACAGCAGCAUUGACUGGAUAAGGAACAAAGGUCCAACGCCCACACCAAAUACCGGCCCCUCCUCUGACCACACAACUGGAGACGGCUACUACAUCUACCUGCAAGGGACUGAUGAUGCUCUCUCCGGGUUUGUGGCUGUCCUGGUCGGUCCGGUGUGCAGCUGGGAAGGAACGCACUGCUUCCGCUUCUGGUACCACAUGUACGGAAACUCUGAAAUGGCCCUGCGGGUGUACGUGGCAAAGGACUCUGAGCAAGUGGAGGUGUGGAAUCAAGAAGGGAACCAUGGGGACAUGUGGCAUUUGGGAGAGGUGACGGUGCACAUCACAGGAAAUACGCAGAUUUUGCUGGAGGGACAGUGGGGCGAAGACGCCCGGAGCAACGUAGCAUUGGAUGAUCUGUCCAUUGAAAAGGGAUCCUGUGCAGGUGAACCAACAGCAACACCCACGAUCCCACAGCCAGGCACUACAACGCAGACAACAUUAAGACCACCAACAACACCAUCGGGGACGACCUCAGGUCCACUUCCUUCUACACCCUCAACCCCACUGCCUAACAUCACGACUCAGACAACAACAAGACCACCCACAACACCACCGGGGACGACCUCAGCUCCUACACCCUCGCCCCCCUUGCCAGACACUACAACACUGCCUCCACAUACAACAACCUCACCGGCACCUGGGACAAGCACAGCUCCCCCGACAGACUGCAAUUUCACCUGCACAUUCGACAAGGACUUCUGUGGCUGGGUCCAGGCAGACUACAGCAGCAUUGACUGGAUAAGGAACAAAGGUCCAACGCCCACACCAAAUACCGGCCCCUCCUCUGACCACACAACUGGAGACGGCUACUACAUCUACCUGCAAGGGACUGAUGAUGCUCUCUCCGGGUUUGUGGCUGUCCUGGUCGGUCCGGUGUGCAGCUGGGAAGGAACGCACUGCUUCCGCUUCUGGUACCACAUGUACGGAAACUCUGAAAUGGCCCUGCGGGUGUACGUGGCAAAGGACUCUGAGCAAGUGGAGGUGUGGAAUCAAGAAGGGAACCAUGGGGACAUGUGGCAUUUGGGAGAGGUGACGGUGCACAUCACAGGAAAUACGCAGAUUUUGCUGGAGGGACAGUGGGGCGAAGACGCCCGGAGCAACGUAGCAUUGGAUGAUCUGUCCAUUGAAAAGGGAUCCUGUGCAGGUGAACCAACAGCAACACCCACGAUCCCACAGCCAGGUACUACAACGCAGACAACAUUAAGACCACCAACAACACCAUCGGGGACGACCUCAGGUCCACUUCCUUCUACACCCUCAACCCCACUGCCUAAUAUCACGACGCAGACAACAACAAGACCACCCACAUCACCACCUGGGACGUCCUCAGGUACUGCCCUGGGUCUCUUGAAUCAGAAUGUUGGGUUUUUCGGGAAGGGUGGACAAGCUGCAUGCAACAAAACACCCCUGCUGACACUGCCCAUUUCUUCCUCUGUCUCUUCAUAG